AGGGCAGAAGGAGGAGGAGGUGACGGACCUGCUCCUUCGGGACUCGAACUACAGACUAGUGCGGGGUGCUAUCGCUCGGCUCGCCUCACAAUCUCGUACCCUAAAAUGUGCGAUAAGGCAGAGUAGCGACCGCGGAGCGAAGCGCGGGACCGUUUGGAUUGGAGUGGCGACGGAUCGUCAGAUUUCAUGGAGAUACUGACACAAAACCUCUGGAUUAUCUGACUUGGACUUUUAAAAGUGCCGUUUGGUUGGAUAGCAGUGACCUGGCCGUUGCUCUAGCUGGAGUCGAGUUGGAUCUUCAGUCAUGGCGGACCAGGAGGAGACCUUUAGCCUCCAAAACUCUCCCGGCGGAGGCUCGGACUCAAGAGAGGUCCAAAGCGAGAAGCCCGAGAAACAGAACGGAACCGUCAGCAAAUCUCCAUCCUCGCAAACGACGUACAUUCAGCAGGGAAUGGAAGGAAUUAAAGUUUACCUACACGAACGUGAACUGUGGAUGAAGUUUCACGAAGUGGGGACCGAGAUGAUCAUCACCAAAGCCGGAAGGAGGAUGUUUCCGAGUUUCAAAGUGAAGGUGACGGGACUUAACCCCAAAACUAAAUAUAUUUUGCUCAUGGACGUGGUUCCUGCAGACGACCAUCGAUACAAGUUUGCUGAUAAUAAAUGGUCCGUGACCGGGAAGGCCGAGCCAGCCAUGCCCGGGAGACUCUACGUCCACCCGGACUCUCCGGCCACCGGAGCUCACUGGAUGCGGCAGCUGGUCUCGUUCCAGAAGCUGAAACUGACCAACAACCACCUGGACCCGUUCGGACACAUCAUCCUGAACUCGAUGCACAAGUAUCAGCCGAGGAUCCACAUAGUCAAGGCGGACGAGAAUAACGGCUUCGGCUCCAAAAACACGGCCUUCUGCACCCACGUCUUCCCAGAGACCGCCUUCAUCGCAGUCACCUCCUAUCAGAACCACAAGAUUACGCAGUUGAAGAUUGAGAAUAACCCGUUCGCCAAGGGCUUCCGUGGGAGUGAUGACAUGGAGCUGCACCGGAUGUCGAGGAUGCAGAGCACCAAGGACUAUCCUGUCGUUCCUCGGAGCACAGUGCGGCAAAGAGUGGGCUCCAGUCAGAGCCCUUUCAGUGGAGAUGUCCAGGGCAUGGCUACCCCCAGCACCUUGAGCUCCCACUACUCCCAGUGUGAAAACGGGGUCACCAGCACUUCCCAGGACAUGCUGCCUCAGUCGGGCUCCUAUCCUCACCCACACGAACACAGCCAGGACUAUCACUGCAUCAAGAGAAAAGCGGUGGAUGAUGACUGCCAUCCAGGGGAGCACAGUUACAAGAAAGCCUACCUGGAGAGUUCGUCUAGCGAGGAGGACCAUUAUUACCGGCCCGUCGCCUACGCUCAAGGUCUCGGACUGGCCAGCGGACCGUACCGCAGCGAGUCCAGCCAGCGGCAGGCUUGUAUGUAUGCAAGCUCCUCUCAGGGAGCUGAGGCGGUUCCCAGUUUGGAGGACAUCAGCUGCAACACGUGGGCCAGCGUCUCCCCCUACGGGAGUUGCUCCGUCACCACCAUGCAGCCCAUGGAGCGGCUGCCCUACCAGCACUUUUCUGCCCACUUCACCUCAGGAUCUUUGGUGUCCAGACUGGGCGGAGUAGGAAGUCACCCCUCCCCACAGCUUGGCGAUGGCCAUCACGCUGCUAUGUACCAGAGCUCCAUGACCCACCAGACUCUGGGCCGCCAGUGCAGUCUUGGGGCCGGGAUUCAGUCCCCGACGGCAGGACUGCAAGGAAACGAGUACCUCUAUUCGCACGGCAUACAACGCACACUAUCUCCACACCAGUACCACGCAGUCCACAGCGUCAGUACCAUGCCAGAGUGGAAUGAGAACAGUUAAAAGAAGCUUUUGGGGAAAUAAAAAUAAUGAGAAAUUAAAGAGAAAGGUCAAACCAGCAAGGUUUUAGAUGCAUUUAUAUUUAUAUUUUUAUAGGAUGUAAUGCUUUUUAUCAUUCUAGGAAGAUGUUGAGUAGGUACUGAAGCUUCAUAUCACUUGUUGCCACGUCGUCUGCACUUAUAAGAAGCUGGAUCUGAACAAAGACUUCCCAGAGACAAGCAGAAAGUCCAGCUGUGUAAAAAAAAACAUAACAAAAAACGAACAAAAAAAAGAAAUGGAAUUGAUUGUUCCUUUUCAUUGAUGUUUGCAGUUUCGGUGAUAAAUGGACUUGCUUCCUUCUUUUUUUUAAGUAAAAACGUUCUGUUGUUUUGUAAAAAAGAAAGCUAUG
This is a messenger RNA of Synchiropus splendidus (mandarinfish), 2270 nucleotides long. It is a transcript of the gene tbx5a, whose product is annotated as T-box transcription factor 5a. Gene Ontology annotation, molecular function: RNA polymerase II cis-regulatory region sequence-specific DNA binding; DNA-binding transcription factor activity, RNA polymerase II-specific. Lineage: Eukaryota; Metazoa; Chordata; Actinopteri; Syngnathiformes; Callionymidae. The transcript is spliced from 9 exons. Gene Ontology annotation, cellular component: nucleus. The record is from RefSeq and is a predicted model, not a curated record. The coding region runs from base 305 to 1885 and encodes 526 amino acids. Gene Ontology annotation, biological process: regulation of transcription by RNA polymerase II; cardiac left ventricle formation; cell fate specification.